AUGUCCAAAUCACGAACCAAGUCGGGCUGUUUCACCUGCCGAAAGCGCAAGAAGAAGUGCGACGAGCGGUUUCCCGUGUGUUCGGGCUGUUCGCGCAACUUCUUACACUGCUCGUGGCCCGAAAAACGAGGUGCUGCGCUUCCCAGGAACUACGAGAUAAAAGCCGCAACGUCGCCGCCACAGCUGCCCCAGCACGAUCCCCAAGACCCCAGCGAGUACCCGAUCCCCUCGCACAUGUGCUUUGUGUUCGAGCUUGAUUCGUACAAGCACCAGGAUCGCAAAAUUGCGCCGCGCUUCGACAUUCUGACCUCCGAGCCUGCGCUCGACAUGCUGGUGGAAAACGCCCCGCCUUUCUCGUGGAUUAUCGUCGCCAUCCACACGCUGCACGCGCUCGAGACCAACUUGCGCGAGCUGCUCGACGCCCAGACGCUCAGGGCGCUCGCAGCGUUGCCCGACAGCCAUACCGUGCUCAACGUCUUUGUGCGGAAUUUCCCCAUUGCGCUGUUUUUCUGCAACACCUCCAAGCUGCCCUCGCCGUACGAAUUUUACCAGCACAGCUUCAACUUCAUCUCGCUCGUGGACGUGCCAUUUGCGUGCGACUGGCACGUCGGGCAACAGCGCGCGCUUCUGCUGGAGUCGCUCGAGACACUGGCAAAGCUCGCGGACGCGAAGACCACUAAACUGCUCGCCCCAGUGAAACACAAAAUGACGCUUACGUGGACGGCCAUCCAGACGCUCGAGAUCCAGAUUCCGCUCCAGGACCUCACGCCUGGCCAGCGUCAAACCCAGCGGAACUUGGCCGUGUGCAAGGCUCUUUUCUACGCGCAGGAGAUUUUGUAUCUGAAGCUCGCGGACGCCUCCACAGAAGCGGGCAGCCCCGUGGUGCAGUUCUACCUCGAGCAGCUGGUGGCGGAGCUCGGCGCGCUGUCGGGCAACUCGCUCACGCUGCUGCUGUUCCCGCUAUUGAUUGGAGGCUGUGUGGCCCUAAAAAUGGCGCACCGUGAAUUUUUCUCCAAAGAAUUACAUAUCCUCGCCCAGGACCAACAGUACCCGCUGGCGCGCAAAAUGGCGGAAAAACUGGAGGACCUGUGGUGCGAGGAGGAGCAGCACACUGCUUCCGCGUACCAGUGGCUCAUAUCGACGUGCGGUCCGUGA
Ogataea parapolymorpha DL-1 is the source of this 1155-nucleotide messenger RNA. RefSeq lists its product as uncharacterized. The coding region runs from base 1 to 1155 and encodes 384 amino acids. Gene Ontology annotation, biological process: positive regulation of transcription by RNA polymerase II. Gene Ontology annotation, molecular function: transcription cis-regulatory region binding; zinc ion binding; DNA-binding transcription factor activity, RNA polymerase II-specific. The transcript has a single exon. The record is from RefSeq and is a predicted model, not a curated record. Gene Ontology annotation, cellular component: nucleus. Lineage: Eukaryota; Fungi; Ascomycota; Pichiomycetes; Pichiales; Pichiaceae.